AGUGUCCUGUCUUUACUGAUUAUUUUGUCAUUCACCACACUCGCUGGACACUUCUUGGAACAUCUGUGGCUAUUUUUAUUAGAUUUUUUUUCAAACCAAGGGGCGUGAUAUUUUGACAACUCAACAGCUUUCUUGUCUGCCUGACUGAACAUAAUUGACGAGCCACUGAGACUGUCUGGACGAAUCGAAAGGUAGAGGAAGAGAAGAGAAGAACCAUGGAGAUGGAGAAGAUCCCCUUGGAGAAGAAGAGAGACGGAGAUGGUGAAGGCACAAGUAAACUGGUGAUGGAGGUCAAAGCUGAAGAGGAAGCACAACCAGACCAUUACGCUGCAUUGCAAACUCCAGCUGAGGACAUCUACGCAGAAGCUUCUUUCGGUGGCGUUCCACCCAAAGCAGGCAAAAAGACCGAGGGAAAUCCACGUCUGUACCGUGCCGGCUGUUUAUUCCUCACAAUGAUCUCCCUCGUCCUGCUGCUGGCCGUCAUCGUCCUCAGUGUGAAACUCCAAACUGGAUCCAAAGAGAGCCCAGGGACUGGGGAAGAUGGAAGAUGCUGGAACAUCUUCCCUAAGUUUCAGGCCCAGAAGCUCGACGAACAGCAGUGUGGUGAAGGAUGGCUGCUGUUUGAAAACACGUGUUAUUACCUGUCCACCGUCAGGCUGAACUGGUCCAUGAGCAAGAACAACUGCACCGCCGGAAAAGGAGAUUUGGCCGUCAUCUCCAGCCAGAGUGUUCAGACUUUUCUGACUGGGAAGGCGAACGACUUCUUCUGGAUCGGGCUGAAACAUGAUGCAAAUCAAUGGAGAUGGGUCGACAACAGUGCACUGGGAGACAGUUAUUGGGAAGGUAGCACGCCCCGUCAGGGAUGUGGUCUCCUGAGAGGUGCAGGCUCACCCCAGAAGAACUGGAUCUCAUCGUCCUGCACCAGCAAAGCCUACUUCAUCUGUGAGAAGCAGGCCUGACAGCCUCGUCUUUUCAACAGAGAAAUGAGCAAACGCAUUCUCCGUCUGCAAGCAUCGACUCCUCAGUAACACAUCGCAUCGUUUCUCUUUUCACUUUCCAAUCAGUAGAAUCCGGCAAAUAAAAUGACAAAGCUUCUUCCGCAACAGCUGUUUUGUAUUUAACACCUGUGGAUUUGUAACUUAUAUCUUCUUGCAGCAUCAUGUAGUAUCAUUUGAACCUGAUUGUGGACUUUGUUUCAACAAGGUUUUAUUUUCAUAUAAAAUAAUCAUGCAUCUACCUAACAAGUACAA
Messenger RNA from Pleuronectes platessa (European plaice), 1250 nucleotides. RefSeq names its product early activation antigen CD69. NCBI's taxonomy places the organism in Eukaryota, Metazoa, Chordata, Actinopteri, Pleuronectiformes, Pleuronectidae. The record is from RefSeq and is a predicted model, not a curated record. The transcript has 7 exons. Bases 216 to 959 code for a protein of 247 amino acids.